AUGCGUUCUGUAUCACUCUUUCUAUGGGGUCUGGCACCUCUGCUUGCAUCCGCCCAACUCACUGGCAGAGUUGGGCCUCUGAAGUCAGCGGUUGAGAAAGCCGCCAACAAAACGUGUAAUGUUCUUGAUUACGGAGCAGUCGCCGACUUGUCAACCGAUAUUGGUCAACCAUUACUCGACGCCUUUGAAGACUGUAAUGGGGGUGGUCUGGUGUAUGUUCCCGAAGGCGAGUAUGCCUUGUCUACCUGGGUGCUCUUCGAUAAAGGAGAGUCAUGGGCUCUGCAACUUGACGGUGUGAUCUACCGGAAUGGAACUGAUGGCGGCAAUAUGAUAACGUUUGAGCAUACGAGUGAUUUUGAAAUGUUCAGCAGCAACGGAAAGGGUGCGAUUCAGGCACUCGGCUAUGAGUUUCGUAAUGCGGGAGAAUCAACGAAUACCAGGAUCAUGAGAUUGCAGAAGGUCUCCUCUUUUUCUGUUCACGAUAUUAUUCUUGUUGAUUCUCCAGCUUUUCAUAUGUCGCUUGAUACUGUGUCAGAUGGUGAGGUAUACAACGUUGUGGUUCGCGGAGGCAGUUCAGGUGGGCUAGAUGGUAUUGAUGUGUGGGGUGAGAAUGUCUGGAUCCACGAUGUCGAAGUCACUAAUAAGGAUGAGUGUGUGACCGUCAAGAAUCCAUCCUAUAAUUUGUUCAUCGAGAACGUCUACUGCAACUGGAGUGGAGGUUGCGCGAUCGGAUCCAUUACCUCAGGCACUAAUAUCACGGACAUCAUCUAUCGCAACGUGUACACCCGCUCGUUCAAUCAGAUGUUUAUGAUCAAGAGUAAUGGAGGCGAUGGGUACGUGAGGAAUCUGGCUCUGGAGAAUUUCAUUGGCCACGGAAAUGCCUAUUCCCUGGACAUCGACAGCGCUUGGAGCAAUAUUGACACGGCCGAUGGAGAUGGUGUUGAGUUUUCAAACAUUACCGUAUCCAAUUGGAAGGGCACUGAGGAGGAUGGUGUGCAACGUGGUCCGAUCAAAAUCCUCUGUCCUGAUGAAAAUCCUUGCUAUGAUAUUACCAUCAAGGACUUCGACAUGUGGACGGAGACUGGAGACAGCCAGACGUAUUUCUGCCAGAGCGCUUAUGGAGACGGACACUGUCUCCAAGACGGUGAUGAGCUGAAAGAGUACACAACGACACUGACUGCCACCAGCGCACCGAGUGGCUACGCAGCGCCCACCAUGAAGGAGGACCUUUCCGAAGCGAUGGCCUUGAACACAUCCAUUGCAAUUCCUACUAUCCCUGCCUCCUUUUACCCUGGCGUGAUGCCAUACAGCAGCAUCGCAGGCGGCAGCGCAGCAGCUGUAACCCCUAGCUCGAGUGUGGCAUCUCCUUCAGUUUCUGCAACCCCCAGCUCAAGCUUCGUCGCAUGGAGUUCUUCAGUUCGUGUCUCAUCGCCGUCAAGACCUGCCAGCUCGCCAUCUUCCACCAGAGUUAGCCCUUCCUCGUCUUGGAUAACGACUACAGGAACGCCCCCUACGACUGCUUCAACUGACGCUCUGCCCACUAUCCCCGCUCAGAAGCAGCCAUCUCCUGACACCGAAGUGAUUGGAAAGUGUGGUUUUGCGCCGCCUCCCAACCAGGGUGGCCAUCACCAUGUGCACCACCACACUGCUCCUCAGCACCACUGA
This is a messenger RNA of Aspergillus oryzae RIB40, 1665 nucleotides long. RefSeq lists its product as uncharacterized. Gene Ontology annotation, molecular function: polygalacturonase activity. Gene Ontology annotation, biological process: carbohydrate metabolic process. The coding region runs from base 1 to 1665 and encodes 554 amino acids. NCBI's taxonomy places the organism in Eukaryota, Fungi, Ascomycota, Eurotiomycetes, Eurotiales, Aspergillaceae. The transcript has 4 exons. The record is from RefSeq and is a predicted model, not a curated record.